This is a messenger RNA of Gadus morhua (Atlantic cod), 2350 nucleotides long. RefSeq names its product zinc finger protein RFP. NCBI's taxonomy places the organism in Eukaryota, Metazoa, Chordata, Actinopteri, Gadiformes, Gadidae. The transcript has 2 exons. The coding region runs from base 347 to 1972 and encodes 541 amino acids. Gene Ontology annotation, molecular function: zinc ion binding; protein binding. The record is from RefSeq and is a predicted model, not a curated record.
UAUAUCCGCCUAUCAUUACAACACUCAUAGACACACGAACGCGCGCGCGCACGCCUGUAAUUAGCGCAUCUAUCUCUACGAUGUAUUUAAAUAUAUUUAUUAAUCCUAAAUACAGACGCAAACCAACACAAUCACCACAAGCAGAACACACAUCAAGGCAUUUGAAAUAGCAUACACAGUGCAUGAAUCUGAAAGUCCAAAGUCAGAGUGUGAAAGCUGAGACGUUAGGGGAGGUGAGGAGAGGACGUCAUCUUGCGGAAACGAAACCUAAGCAGGUCUCUUUCAGAGGGAAAAUAAAACGCAUUUAAGAACAAAUAGUCGGACAGACAGAAACGACAACAACAGAAUGGCCUCUGGCAAUACCUCCUGGUCUGAAGAUAACUUUUCAUGUCCCAUCUGUCUGGAUGUGUUCAGCAGUCCAGUUACCACACCAUGUGGACACAACUUCUGCAGAACCUGUAUUACAAAGUUCUGGGAUGAACAAGUCCAGUACAAAUGUCCUGUUUGCAACGAGCUUUUCCACACCAGACCCGAUGUACGGGUCAAUACCUUCGUAUCAGAGAUGGCUGCUCAGUUUAAAACGUUCGUAAGAGUAAAAGAGCAGCCUUGUGUUGAACCUGGAGAGGUUCCCUGUGACGUCUGUACUGGGACCCAGCUGAAGGCCGUGAAGUCCUGCCUAGUGUGUCUUAUCUCAUACUGUCACACCCACCUGGAGCCACAUCAGAGAGUCAGAGGCCUGAAGAAACAUCAGCUGGUCGAGCCUAUGGACUGUCUGGAAGAAAGGAUGUGUAAGAAACAUGAACGACUUCUGGAGCUCUUCUGUAGGACAGAACAGGUGUGUGUGUGUCAGUUCUGCACAGAGGGUGACCACAGGUCCCAUCCUGUUGUACCUCUAAAGGAAGAAUAUGAAGUGAAGAUGGCUCAUCUGGUAAAAAUAGAGGUUGAAGUUCAGCAGAUGAUCCAGGAGAGAAAACUAAAGAUUAAGGAGAUAAAAGACACAGUAGAAUUGAGCAAGAAACACGUAGACAAAGAGAUAGCCGAUGGCUUGCAGGCUCUCACCGCUCUGAUGCGCUGCAUUGAAAAGUGGCAGGAUGAUUUCAACAAAUCGGUUAAAGAGAAACUGAAAUCCACAGAGGAACAAGCUGACAAACUCAUCAAAGAGCUGGAGCAGGAAAUCGAGGAUCUGACCAAUAGAUGCUCAGAGGUGAAGCCGCUCUCACACACUAAAGACCACCUCCACUUCCUCCAGGCCUUCAGAUCCCUGAAGGAUCCUCCACCCACCAGGGACUGGACGACGGUGGUGGUCCGUCCUCCGUCAUACAUAAAGACCUUGAGUAGAUCCCUGGAUCAGCUGGAGGAGGCACUGAACAUGGAGAUGAAGGAGCUGCGUGAUGCUGAACUCAAGAGGGUCCAGCAUUAUGAAAUAGAUUUGACUCUGGAUCCUGAUACAGCUCAUCGCUUUCUCAUCGUGUCUGAGGAUGGUAAACAAGUACAUUUUCAAGGUGUAAGUAAGACUCUCCCAAACAACCCGAAGAAAUUUACAGUGUAUCUACUUGUUCUUUCGAGGCAGAGCUUCUCAUCAGGGAGAUUUUACUUUGAGGUCCAGGUUAAAAAUAGGACUUCAUGGCGUUUAGGAGUGGCCAGAGAGUCCAUCAACAGAAAAGCAAACAUCCCAUUCACCCCUAAGAAUGGCUGCUGGAUGAUAUCAUUCAACAAGGAUGAGUUUGUAUUUCAUGAUGACCCUGCUGUCCGUCUCCCUCUUAGAGCUAAGUUCCAGACGGUGGGGGUGUUUGUUGAUUAUGAUGAGGGUCUGGUCUCCUUCUAUGAUGUGGAAGCCAGGGUUAAUAUCUACUCUGCUACUGGCUUCAACUUUAGUGAGCCUCUCUAUCCACUCCUCAGCCCAUGGUCACCUUACUUUGGUUUUAGAAUCUCUGUCCCCUUGAUCAUCUCACCUGUCAAUCAAACAGACUAAGACACUGGUUGAUAAACCACAACAAACAACCACAACAUGAUGAUAUUUCCUGAAUAAUCAGCCAUUUUAGAUCUGAGAGAACUGCAUCAAUGUUGUACUGUUGUCAUUUAACAAGGAUGGAAAUAACUAUGACGAUUGUAAAUAGGCUUAUAGCUAUUGUAUAUCCCAUUAUAUUCUUCAAUGUGUGUUUUUCUCCAUAUUUUUUCUGUAACAUUACAAAUGGUUUCAGUUACGUGGAACAACUUUGGAGGAUACAGAUUUUAAUAACAUAACAACAUAACUAUAGGUUGUAUAGUUUAUAUAUUUUGGAAUCAUAAAUAAAUACCCAAUUAAAUCUAUUAAAUCUGAUUUCAAUAAAGAUUGCGAGAAAUGUCGGUA